UACUUCACCAAACUCCACAUCCCAGGAGGGCUUAGCCUUGAGUCCUGGCCAUUUCAUGAGAGUUGACGUCCCUCAAGGAGGAGAUCCAGGAGCCCCAUUCAGAGGGUCUUUUUUGCAAUGGCCAAGCAGGUAUUUCGUGUUGGCCUCCACCAUGAAGCUUUUCAGAGGACCUGUUCUCGUUUCCUUGGUGUUUCUUCUGGCGGCUUUGGUCUCGGUCUCAGAAGUAGAUGCAUCCAAGCAACCUUCUGCGGUCAAGGAGAGGUACAUUCACUUCCUGAACGAGCACCGGGACAACUCCAACACAAACACCGGAGGAAAGUACUGCAACGAUAUGAUGCGCAAACGAGGCCCGACCAUUCCCAACUGCAAGGUCAAGAACAGCUUCAUCCACGCCAGCGAUAGGGCCAUCAAGGAUGUGUGUGGAAAUGGAGGCGAGCCCUAUGGGACCCUGCGCCUGAGCUGCAAUCCUUUCCGCGUCACCACCUGCGACUUGAAAGGAGAGUCGACCCGCCCGCCCUGCAAGUACAAACACGACAACCGGCCCCGCCACAUCGCCAUCGCUUGCGAUCAAGGCUAUCCGGUCCACUACGACGAAGGCAACAUCAUCAUAAAUCGACCCCAACCGUGUAGGAGAUAACCCAGCCGGCAUUGCUCUCCUGCUGAGUCCAUUUCUCUUGCAGCUUCUUCUGUCUUUUGUCAUUGCAGCUCUUGUAAUAGAAGAGUAGGCAUGUGUUUUGUUCUUAUCCUUCUCCAACCCUCCCCAACUCUGACUCCCCCGUUCAAAGUGUGCUGACUUGUACGCCAGAGAAACAAAUACAUCUUGCUUUGAAACUC
Anolis carolinensis (green anole) is the source of this 834-nucleotide messenger RNA. Its product is annotated as angiogenin-like. The record is from RefSeq and is a predicted model, not a curated record. The transcript is spliced from 2 exons. Bases 56 to 637 code for a protein of 193 amino acids. Gene Ontology annotation, molecular function: nucleic acid binding; RNA nuclease activity. Lineage: Eukaryota; Metazoa; Chordata; Lepidosauria; Squamata; Anolidae. Gene Ontology annotation, biological process: defense response to Gram-positive bacterium.